This is a messenger RNA of Aspergillus melleus, 3389 nucleotides long. RefSeq names its product putative ubiquitin conjugating enzyme. Gene Ontology annotation, molecular function: NAD+ poly-ADP-ribosyltransferase activity. Lineage: Eukaryota; Fungi; Ascomycota; Eurotiomycetes; Eurotiales; Aspergillaceae. The record is from RefSeq and is a predicted model, not a curated record. The transcript has a single exon. Bases 1 to 3297 code for a protein of 1098 amino acids.
AUGCCCCGCAAAGAUUUCCAGAGAGACCUUGCGAAGUCCUCGGUGCCAUAUCUUUUUGCACAUCUACGUGACGUGCGAUCAGGCAACGAGGACGGCUCGAUCUACCUCACCUAUCAGGUUCCUUUCGACACCCAGACUAUUGACUUCCAAGUCUCCGUACCUGACACUUCAGAAUACCCUAGAGAUCACACAUACUUUGCUUUUGCGGCAUCAGACUCCAUCCCAGAGGCAGUUUCAUCCGCUCUAGAACAGUUUCAGCCGGCAGAUUGCACGUUGACGAUAGUGGAGUUUCUAGAACAUUUUAGUAAGCGCCUCGACGCAGCUAUUCUGGAACUAGCCUCGCCGACCGGCUCCUCGGGUGAGAUUGACUUGGAAGAUGAUGUUGACGGCGAGACGGGGUUCCUGUCCGAGGACGAAAUCGACUGGGAAGACGAGGAGAAAUCCUUUUUCAACGCUCGACCAGACGCUCGGACAGUCAUAUCGGAAGUGCGAGAGGACCUGCGCGUCGCCAAGGAGGCGGGAUACAAGGUUGGCUAUCUGGGCCAUGCGACCGGCUCCGUGAUGAUAUCAGUCUCCUGCCGCAUCGCCAAGCUUGGCAUCUCCAUCGAGGCCAUGAAGGCUUGGGAUGUUUCUCCCCUUGACUACCUCGUGCUCCUCAUUCGGUAUCCGCAAGGAUACACUCGGAUGAAGGACAUUCUUGGCAAGGGGAGUUCGUCUGUCGAGAUGCAUGUUGGUGCGUGUGAGAAGUACAAACCCGGCUUGGAUGAAGCCCGAAUGCUUUUCAACGCCUCGAGCAAACCGUCUUCCGAUGACAGUGUGAGAUCGCGGCACUCAGGAGCGCCAUUGAAGCCCAUAUUCAUUGGGAACUCACUUCAAUCUCUGCUCAACAAAUAUUUCAUCGACUUGCUCGCCUACCGACUUGACUACGGUUUCAAAUGGACAAGCGCCGAGCUCUUUCUUAACAAUAACCAAGGCCGUAUCCAAGACAAGGCGAGGCAGGAUUCUCAGCGACCGGAAUAUCACACCCCUGAGCAUUGGGACGAGUCUACGCCGGCAUUCCUGAAAGCCGACCAUAUCUCCGAUGAUCUCGAUCCUAGCUCAUCUUCUUUAUCAUUUCCUCUUCUGGCAAUGCAGUUUACUCUGCGUCGGUUUGUGAAGUGUGUGGACUUCUGCCUCAACUGUUACUGCAAGAUUGAUACUGGAUUCGAAGCGUUGAAGCCCUACGUUUGUUCCAAAGGAUUAUGUCUUUAUCAAUAUAUGAAGCUCGGCAUGGGCCCAAAUAUCGAGUGGGAGAUUUUGUCGCAGCCGUAUGUUGUUGACAUUCUCGUUAGCUUCGCGUACGCAAGAGCCUCGGCUAAUCACCUCGACGACUUCCCUACUGGCCUUGGCCUCAAAGUUCCCUGCUUUCAGGGAAAACAGGCCCAUGCGGGAAAGUUGGAUCUCGCGAACAUGCGUCUUCGGGUGGAUGAGUCGGUCACGCUUAAAACCGGCGAUUGGGUUGUCCUGACGAAGGCUGUGAAUCAAAGUCCACUGGGUACAGAUUCCCAGUGGCACUGCCGAGUGAUGAACACUGUUUUCGCGCCUUCGUACGAGCUCGCCUCUCCGGUGCAUCGGUCUAAAUCGCCCACGAUGCAUAUGACGUCCGAUGUUCAAUUCAUGGUGUACGACACAAAUUUUGACGCUCUGGACGACAGAAAGAAACGGGAAGCCAUUUGCAUGCUUCUAGACACUCUACCCGACGUCGAUCAGAUGCGAUCGUUCUUGACGAGCGAACGAGCAGCGGUCUCCGGAAGGUCUCUGGUGACGUGGACAGAGCGGAUAUCCCCGGCCGCCUUAUAUGUGCUCCGAUGGAUUGUCUCAUCCAAUAGGUCUUGUAUCAGGUACGAAGAGAAUCCCGAGGACCGUGUUUCCGGUGUCCCUGGCUGGAUGCAGUUUCGGUUGGCUCAAGGAGCUCCGGACAAGGAGCAUCGCUUUGUGCACUCUGUGACUUCUACGACCAACCGUCUCAAGCUCAAGCAUUCUACCCUCUUUGCCUGGCAUGGUAGCGCGCUGCAUAACUGGCACAGCAUUCUGCGAGAAGGGCUGCAUUUUAAUUACGUAGCCCACGGCCGUGCUUAUGGGAACGGCGUAUACAUGUCACCUAAUUUCGACCUAUCGCUUGGAUACACGGCCGGGGGAACGAUCUGGCCUAAUAGCCUGUUAAAGGUUUCAAAGGCCAUAGUUUUGAACGAAGUUGUGAAUGCUCCCGGUGAGUUUGUCACUUCCCAGGGCUGUUACGUCGUUAGUCAGCUGGACUGGAUUCAGUCACGAUAUCUGUUCGUUGAAUGCAAGGACUCCACAAAGUACUCCGGGGCUACCGCCGCCAGAUCCUUUUAUGAUCAAGACCCAAAUCGCCGAGCAUUUGGCUGUCAGAACGAGGCUGUUGCUAUUCCUCUCUCUGCUCUGAGCAGUCGCCGGAUGGCCACGGCUAGCGAUUCGCCCACAAAGGUGGCCGGUCGUGCUAAAAAAUUGAAAUUGCCAGCUAAGGACAGUAAGGACAAUGAUGAUGAUGAUGCCAGCAGCGUUAUGACGCUGCUGGAAGAUCGCAUGUUACUGGACUGGGGCACCGAUGAAGAACUCCAGAAACGCUACGGUGAAGGUGAUUUCGACAAUCGCCCACUGCAAAACAACUCCUCGUUGACGGACUUCCGUCCGGGAACUCUGCGAGAAUCAUCGGUCAAGCUACUAGGACCACCCCAGUAUGCAACCACUAAAGCCACAAAGGUCCUGCAGCAGCACUUACAGGAGACACUAAAGGUGCAAGAGCGAGAACCAUUACAUGAACUAGGCUGGUACAUAGAUCACCACCUGAUCGAAAAUGUGUAUCAGUGGAUUGUAGAGCUGCACAGCUUUGAUCCUAGUUUGCCCCUGGCUAAAGACCUGAAGAAGUUGGGCCUCACAAGUGUCGUGCUGGAGCUCCGCUUUCCUCCCCAGUUCCCCAUGUCCCCACCGUUCGUGCGAGUCAUCCGCCCGCGAUUUGUCAUGUUUAGCCAAGGGGGUGGUGGGCAUAUCACGCCAGGGGGAGCGCUUUGCAUGGAGCUCCUCACUACGUCGGGCUGGUCCCCGGUCUCCAGUAUCGAGGCAGUCUUGCUACAGGUUCGCAUGGCCAUCACGAGCACGGACCCGCGGCCAGCACGGCUUCAAAUGAGCGAUAGAAGUGAUUAUUCCGUGGGCGAAGCCAUAGACGCAUAUGUGCGAGUUUGUCGGGUGCACAAUUGGCAGGUUCCUGCCGAUCUUCAGCGUGUUUCAUGGACUUAGCCUUUUUGGUAGAUUAGCGAACUUUCAUUUUGGAGUUUGUGGCUUGUGGUCAAUUUUCCUUUACCAAGUUGACAUGUAUUUUGUUUAAUCUC